CUAGUCACACCAAAAGUCAAGGAAGGAUUAAUGGAUGUUAAUCGACAGUUAGUAGAAUCAGCAUCCAAUGUAAAACUACCAGUAAAACUUAGUGGUAAACCAGGCCGUGUUACACCUAAUGUAUUAUAUGAUACAUUAAAUUUAUUCAGAGCAAACUAUUCUGCCAUUCAGCCUAAUUUAGAUAUUCUACAAGUAGCCAUGGCAACAGCACAAACUAUAUCACACAAAAAGCAUGGCAACUUAGAUAAUAUUGUUAGUGUUGAAAAGAAAAUUUUACAAAUGGUGGGCGAUAAAGACAGUCCUAGUAUUCUUUGCGAAUUAACCAAAAUAUUGAAGACAGAAUCUCAAAAACCUAUAUCAGAGAGAAUAUUAAAUUUAGAUGAUAUUCUAUCACUCCUGAUAUUUAGUUAUUCUUUAUCUGGUGCUGAUUUUAGUGAAGAUGAAGAAAAUCAAUUUCAGGCUGAUUUAAUAGAAGUCAUUAUAAAAGAAAAAGAAGAUUUACCCCCAGUACUGAAAGCUAUAAUUGGAGAUACUAUAAAUAGAAGUAUAGUUAUGGCUAUAGUAGAAGAUAUCUGGUGUAAACUGGUUGCAAUAGGUACAGCCAGACAAAAUUUACAACAAUUCAGUUCUGUAUAUGAAAGAGGAGGUAUAAUGGCUCCAACAGAAUGUAAACCAUUGUUAAAUCAAAUUAUAGAAGAAAUAUUAAAUCCAGCUAAAGGAGAAAUAUUAGAUAUUAAAUAUAAACAAAGUGGUAUGAAAGAUCUUCUUAAAUCAGGAUUUGGGUUAUUCAUGAAUGUAAGUAAACCACGACCAAGUGAUCAUCCAUUAUUAUUACUAUAUAUAGUAGGAGGUGUAACACCUACAGAAGUUAAACAUAUACAAGAUAUAGUUCAUAAAUCUAAAACACAUAUACAGGUUGUUAUUGGUAGUACAAGAUUACUGAGAAAUACAGACGCCAUUUUAUCAUCAUUAUCCACUGAUAAUGUCACAUUUCAAACUUAAAAACAUACUGUCUCUGUAGUUGUAAUAGUCUCAAGUUGACACUCUCAACUAAACCACUAAUAGACAUCAUCUGGAAGAGUUUAAGCAUUAUUUAUCCACUGAUAAUGUUACAUUUCAAACUUAAUAAAAUACUGUCUUUAUGUCAGUAAUUGAAUAGUCUCAACUAAACCACUAAUUUUAAUACACAUCAUCUGGAAAAGUUAAAGAAUUAUUUAUCCAUCCACUGUGUAAAAUAUCUGGGAGUUGUAUUUCAAUGAAAAAAAGCCUGUCCAACCUCGUGGGUUUUCUCCGGGUCCUCCGGUUUCCUCCCACUGCUAAAGACCCCUACGCGCAAGCGAAUUAUUGAAAUAAAAUUAAACUAUAUGUUACUCCCGAAAUGACCUAGUUUGUGUCCAGUGGAUGUUAAACACCAUCUGUCUGUCUGUCUGUCUCUCUCUCUCUCUCUCUCUCUCUCUCUCUCCCAAUGAAGCAAAUUGUUGUAACAAUAAUGAAGAUGAAAAAAUUAAAUAAUUAUUUCUAGUGGAAGAACUGUUUUUCUAAAUCUGCAAUUCAUAUUUGGUGUGAGGGAAAAUGUGCAAAGUUUCAUGUUUAAAAGUUGUUUAUGGAAUUUGUUAUAGAGUUGUUUUGUAAAUACAUGUAUAAUAAAACAAUUAUAUA
Messenger RNA from Patella vulgata (common limpet), 1659 nucleotides. Its product is annotated as sec1 family domain-containing protein 2. Gene Ontology annotation, biological process: vesicle-mediated transport; intracellular protein transport. Bases 31 to 1002 code for a protein of 323 amino acids. The transcript is spliced from 9 exons. NCBI's taxonomy places the organism in Eukaryota, Metazoa, Mollusca, Gastropoda, Patellidae. The record is from RefSeq and is a predicted model, not a curated record.